Messenger RNA from Miscanthus lutarioriparius, 1122 nucleotides. NCBI's taxonomy places the organism in Eukaryota, Viridiplantae, Streptophyta, Magnoliopsida, Poales, Poaceae. The record is from the annotation of a GenBank genome assembly.
AUGGCGGAGCAGCCGGGCCGCGCUGCCUCCGCCGCCGUGACCGGAGGCGACAGCCAGGAAGAGUCCCCGCACGAGAAGCUGCAGCGGCUGGAGAUGCUGCUCGUCAAGAUCCACAGCACGGUCGAGGUGUCCGCGAAGCACGCCGUCGAGAACACCUGGCUCGUCCAGUGCCGCGACGCGCUGAAGGAAACCGCCUCAGAGGGCGACGAGGUGCUCGCCUUCUUCAGGCAGCGCGCCAUGGACACCACCAGAGCCACCGGCAGCUCCAGCGAGCUAUAUGACGCUGCGUCGUCUGGUGCUGCUCUGUUUUUCACGGGGAACGCUCUGUCCGGCGUGGAGCCGGGCAUCCGCGACCGUGCAAACAGUCUCUUCUCCCGCGACGAGGACACGGAGAGGCUGAACGUGGCCGUGGAGACGCUGCAGCAGCUCUCGCCGGACGUCGCGGAGGUCAUACGCUUGCUCCAGCUCGAGAUCUUGACUAAGAUAGAGCAGAGCUGGCCGGCGACGAGAAAGAGGCCGUUGCCGCCUCUGCUACUACGACCACAGGACGUGCAACGGAGGCCAAAAAAUCCUGCUACACGGGCAUGGCUGAUGAUUCCACAACGUCGACCGGCGCCUGAGGGACGGCUGGGCAGGAUAAAGGAAGCGAUCCAGGACGAGAUCAGGAGCGAGAUAUACGGCGUGGCGCCAUGGCGGCGGCCGAUGGAAGAGUGGAUCGCCGACACGCCGGAGUACAGGGACUACCAGGGCUGGGUCCCGCUGCUGCGAAGGCUCUCGCCGCUCCUGGCGGGUGGUCGGAUCGGCUGGGCCGUCCAGAUGAUGUUAGACCGGGACAUGGAAGGCUGGGGAGCGCUGGCGAUGUGGGCGUCCGUCCUCAAGGAGGCUGAGCGACAGGGAUGCGCCGUCCUGCUCGACACCUACCGCUAUCUCCGCAGGUAUACCCACUUCGACGACGACGAACCGCCGGCGCAGCGUGCUCAUGCAAGGGAAAGGGAUGAAGUGCACCGUCUCGUGCGGAGCCUCGAGAUGUUGGCAGGCGACGCGGAAAGCUUCGGCGGCUUGGUGGCGCUGUGUCCUUGGGAGUUGGGACAUCACCAUCUGCUAACAAGUUCUCCGUGGUGA